CUAGCAGAGAAAAUAUAGCGGCCUGCCUGUAAAAAUAUCUAGUCUCUCGGAGAGAGCUGAUUGGAGGGUUCAGAGAAGAUGCUUGUAAUUCCCUGUGUCCAGUACCUUUAGCAGCAAGUAAUUAUAAAAAGAUAUUAAUCGAGGGUCCAUCCUUCUUAUAAUUCCUGAGUCUACCAGGGUCCCCAGUUAACCAAUCAAAAAACUUGAUUUAUUUUAGAGCCAAUAGGAUGGCAAGCCUAAAAUUUAGACCAAUAAAAUUAUAGCAGUUUUUUGGUCAUUUAACUAACCAUGGUCAGUGGAUAAUUUAUAAGAAUUUUUUUAAAGUUAACCAUGGUGAGUGGAUAAAUUAUAAGAAUUUUUUAAAAGUAAAAAUACUAUUAUUUUAACAGAACACUACUACAUCCACAGUUACGUCACAACUGUGAAAAUCAGAAUAGGAGAACUUCACCUGCUCUUGAAACAAAACUUUGCGCGACCCUUCCGCUACUGACAUUAUUUACUUCUUCGAAUUCAACCGGAAACCGUGUAAUUAACUGUGACUAUUUAUAUGGACAAUUCUCAUCCUCAACAGCACACCGUCACUUUGCCCUUGAAACGAAAAAGAGGACGACCAAAGAAAGAAGUUGUCAAUAGUUCAAAUACACCUACAUCGGUGUCACCUGGACAAAAAAGGGCCAUCGGUCGACCAAGAAAGAAUGUAGAUGUUGGAACUUCAAGCACCACACUUGAAUUAAAGGAUGGUGUCCUGCUUUCAAACUCAACAUCUCAACUCAUGUCACCUCCACCAAAAAAACCUGUUGGCCGUCCGAGAAAGGUGCAUACAAAUUCAAUAAGUGCCUGUGAAACAAUAAUUAGAGGUCGACCCGUGCCUCUUAUACCUGUGCCUCUUAUAGGGAAGACAUCUACAUUAUGUAAUAAUACUUACAUUGACGUAAAUGCCCACCUUCGUCCUUUAUUGCCAAAGCCGCCUUAUUUAUCAUAUAAUAAUGUCAGAAACGUACCAUCUUCCUCACAACUUACAAAAAGAAGUGGACAUUCAUUUGUAAAUAGUAGCAAUGAUACGAGAGGAACUUCAUCAAAGGUUUUAAAAAUUAAAUCCAGAUUUUCUGGGAGUAUCGACGAUGUAAAUGAUUCGGAAUCAUAUGAAUUAGACGAAGAGUAUAUUAUCGACGGUGACAAUGAUGAGAAUUACAUUAACGGCGAAGAAGCAACUGAUGAUGAUACAAUGAUGACCCGAACAGGCGAAGGUAUUAGAAGUAACUAUCUCAAUUUAGGUAUGCCCAAGUACAAGUGCAAAUUUUGUCAGGCUAUGAUGUGGAUUGAGGAGAGAAAUAACAAAUCUGUGACCGACCCUACCUUCUCAAUAUGUUGUGCUGGUGGUCAAAUUCAGUUGCCAGAGGUCAAAGAUCCUCCUCCUUACCUAGCUGGACUACUAUUUGGACAAUCGAAGAAAUUUCGCGCUUCUAUAAAAGUGUAUAAUGCCAUGUUUUCUUAUACAUCUUUAGGAGGUAAAGUGGACAAGCUCAUAAAUAAAAAUGGCGGGGGUCCAUUUUGUUUUCGACUAAGUUGUCAGAAUCAUCAUAGCAUUGGGAGUUUGGUACCGCUUGAUGGGAGAAAACCAAAAUUUUGUCAGUUAUACUUUUAUGACACUGAGAAUGAGGUUGAUAAUCGAAUGCUUGCAUUUCGUUCAAAGGAUGAUAAAAAGGGUAUACAGCGAGAAAUUGUUGAGAAUCUCAUAAAAAUGUUUGAUGAAGUAAGUCCCUUGGCUCAGAGAUUUCGACAAGCAAGAGAUCGUUUCAAAGAACAGCCACCACAAGAUCUGAAGAUCAUUCUUAAAGAAUCUAGGUCCGCUUCUGGACGUCCGAAUCACAUUUAUCCAUCUUCAGAGAUUGCUGCAUUCAUAGUUGCAGAAAAUGAUCCUUCGGGUGGUGAUAGAGAUGUAGUUGUCCAUACAAAAACUUCUGUUCCAAAGAGAAUAAGCUUUAUACACCCGCUUUUCAUGGCAUUGCAAUAUCCUAUAUUAUUUCCAUACGCUGAAUAUGGUUUUCAUACAGGAAUAAAAUAUAGGACUACAGGUUCUAAUACUAAGAAGAAAAGGAAAAAUGUAACACUGAAAGAGUACUAUUCUUACCAGCUCCAUACACGACCAAACGAAGGAUUGACAUUGCGAUAUGGUGGACGUCUCUUUCAACAAUACAUAGUUGAUGCUUUUUCUGUUAUUGAGCAAACACGUCUUCAUUGGUAUAGAACUCAUCAAAGUACAGUCAGGGCUGAUAUGUAUCAAAACAUUCGUGAUCAAGUCAGAAAAGGUGAUGAAAAUCCCAAUAGUUGUGGAAAAUCCUAUAUUUUGCCAGCAUCCUUUACUGGUUCAAAACGGUACAUGAACCAAAAUUUCCUCGAUGCUCUUGCCAUAUGUCGGGCUAUCGGACAUCCAGACAUAUUUUUGACAAUGACAGCUAAUUCCAAAUGGCCAGAGAUUCAACAAAUGCUUGACCAUACUCCCGGACUGACUGCGGAUGAUGCACCAGAUAUAGUUACUCGAGUUUUCAAGUUAAAAUUAGACCAGCUUCUGCAUCUUAUUAAGAAAAAACAUUUUUUUGGUCGCUGUAUUGGAGCAUUACAUGUCAUAGAAUUUCAAAAACGCGGCUUGCCUCAUGCACACAUGGUGAUAUGGUUACAUCCUGACAGUAAGCCUAAGACCAUUCAACAAGUCGAUGAAAUGGUCUCUGCCGAGAUACCAGAUAUGGAUCAAGAUCCGGAUGGCUACAAUGCUGUAAAACAGUUCAUGAUUCACGGACCUUGCGGCACAAUCGACAAUACCUCUCCAUGUAUGGAUGCUGAACGUAAGGUUUGCACACGCCAUUUUCCAAAAAGGUAUGCUUCUGAGACAACCUAUGAUGACAGUGGAUUUCCGGUGUAUAGACGACGCAAAACAAGCCAUACUGUUCAUAAAAAUAAUGUCGACCUAGACAAUCAGUGGGUAGUGCCGUAUAACAGAGAUUUGUUACUCAUGUUUCAGUGUCACAUCAAUGUUGAAAUUUACAAUCACUCACGAAGUUUGAAAUACCUUUUCAAAUAUUGCAUGAAAGGACAUGACCGAGCAACCAUGCUAUUGGUUGGAGCUAAAAAUACACUGCAUGAAAAUACCCAGCAAUCAGACAAUACUAAAGUUGCUCCUAUUAAUGAGAUCAAACAAUAUUUAGAUGGUCGGUACGUGUGCGCUUCAGAAGCGAUAUGGAGAAUUUAUGGAUUCAAUAUACACCUCAGAACUCCAUCUGUUGAACGACUACCUAUUCAUCUGGAGGAUAUGCAGAUCAUCACUUUUAACAGCAAUGAGUUGUUAACAAAUGUGGCAAAACGUGCUUCUUUUCGACUUACUAAGCUCCAAGCGUGGUUUCAAGCUAAUCGAGAAUAUCCGUGGGCACGAGAUCUCUACUAUCAAGAGUUUCCUGCUUCUUUUGUGUGGGAUGCAAAUUCAACCAGAUGGACACCUAGAAAACAGGGUUUUGUUGUUGGCAGGAUGAACUCCACUUAUGCUUCUUCAGGAGAUUUGUUCUACUUAAGAAUGAUACUUACUAGAGUCAAAGGAGCAACGUCUUUUACUGACCUUCGAACUGUCAAUGGACAAGUAUAUAAAACUUUUAAAGACACAUGCAAUGCUUUGGGACUUUUACAAAAUGACAUGGAGUGGCACGAGGCAAUAAAGGAAAAUUCUCACCAUGCUACUACAUCACAGUUGCGUCAGCUUUUUGUUCAUAUUAUCGUCAACUGCGAGGUCAGCAAUCCAGCAAAACUGUGGAAUGAUCAUAUAAAAGAUUUUUCGGAUGAUAUAGUUUGGAUGCGGCGACGUAUUUCUAAAAAUAAUGAACUCAUUUUGUCCGAGGAGGAAAUACAAUUUUGGGCUCUCGCAGAACUUGAGCAAAUAUUGAAUUGCAUCGGGAAGUCUCUACGGAGUUAUUCAGAUAUGCCAUUCCCUCCCGCUGAAUUUCUAUGCGGAAUUUCAAACACUCUUAUUCAGGAGGAAAGAAGUUAUGAUAUUCAGACCAUGAUAGCCGAACACCAACAACUACACUCAACUCUAAACAGAGAUCAAAUGGUGGUAUACGAUUCAAUAAUUGAAUCUGUUCACAAUAAAAAAGGAAAGUUUUUUUUUGUACAUGGCAGCGGUGGAUGUGGAAAGACCUUCCUAUGGCGAACAGUAAUUUCAAAAUUGAGAUCCGAAAGAAAAAUUGUUUUACCCGUUGCUUCCUCUGGAAUUGCGGCCGUGCUAAUGCCAGGAGGUAGAACUGCUCAUUCGAGAUUUAAGAUACCAUUAGAUGUAGAUGAACAUUCAAGUUGUGGUUUGAAAAUGGGAACCGAUAUAGCUGAGUUAUUACAAAAUACAGAUCUAAUUAUUUGGGAUGAGGCUCCAAUGCAAAAGAAGUAUGCAUUCGAGGCACUGGACCGAGCUCUUAGAGAUAUACGUGGCAGCAUUUCAGAAGACAACAUGUUGAAGCCAUUUGGUGGUAUUACCGUAGUUCUUGCAGGUGACUUCAGACAAAUCUUACCUGUUGUAGAGAAGGGGAAUAGGCAAGACAUUGUUAGUGCUUGCAUAAAUCGGUCUUAUUUGUGGGAUCAAGUUACGUUCUACACUCUUAAACAAAAUAUGAGGUUGAAAAGAGGUAAUACUGAAGAGGUUAACAAUGCUAUCAAUAAAUUCAGCAAGUGGGUGCUAGACAUUGGCGAUGGACGGCUUUCAUUUGUUAAUGAUGAUGACCCAAAUAAGGAUCCAGAAGUUGUAAUUCCGCAACAGUUUAUCAGCCCCUGCACAAAUAAUCCUCUUUCCGAUAUUGUUGACAUUGUAUACCCAGAUAUUGAAGGCAAUUUCAAAGAUCAUCGAUAUUUAAGGGAUAGGGCAAUUCUUGCUCCAACUAAUAAGGUGGUUGAUGAACUUAACGACCAUAUCAUGGAUCGUAUACCAGGAGAAGACCAAAUUUACUUGAGUGUUGAUAGUAUUGACGAAGGUCCAGUAAAUGAGAGUGACCUGAAUUCAGCUUUUCCAGAAGAAUUUUUGAACUCAAUUGACAUGUCUGGACUUCCCAAGCACAUGCUAAAUCUCAAACCUGGUGUUGUGGUCAUGCUAACAAGGAAUAUAAACCAGGCUUUUGGGUUGUGCAAUGGCACACGUAUGGUGGUAAAAAAACUUUUUAAAUGGACAGUUGAAUGUGAGAUUAUCACCGGAAGCCAUUCAGGAAGUAGACAUAUAAUCCCAAGGAUGAUAACUACCCCUUGCGACAACAAUUCUAAAUGGCCUAUCAUAUUUAAAAGAAAACAGUUUCCUCUGCAGGUCUGUUUUGCAAUGACAAUUAACAAGAGUCAGGGACAAUCAAUGGAGAAAGUCGGCUUAUAUCUUCCAAACCCAAUCUUCUGUCACGGACAACUGUAUGUUGCUAUUUCACGUGUCACUACCCCAGAAGGAUUGCAUAUUAUGUUGGGAGAUGGAACAAACCACACUAAGAAUAUUGUAUAUGAAGAAGUCUUUUACAACCUACCUACAGAAUAGAAUUCUGUAUUAGAAAUUAAAAUAUUUGAACCUGACACUUAUUUAUUGAAUAUGUUUAUUUUAGUGUGAUUCUUCCCGUUCA
Molecule: messenger RNA, 5624 nt
Organism: Daucus carota subsp. sativus
Lineage: Eukaryota; Viridiplantae; Streptophyta; Magnoliopsida; Apiales; Apiaceae
Exons: 14
Coding region: 548-5542 (1664 amino acids)
Biological process (GO): telomere maintenance; DNA repair
Molecular function (GO): DNA binding; DNA helicase activity
Source: RefSeq, a predicted model, not a curated record